AUGGCUGGGGAGGAAUCUCUCCCUCUCUACUCUAAUUCGGGGGCCCAAGCUUCAAUUGAAGGUGGCAAAUCUACAGAUGGGUAUGUUUUGAAUCUAUCUAGCUUUGAUUUCCCUCUUUUGCUUCCUAUCUCUAGUAACAUUUCUCAGAAAAUUGGUGGUGGAUUGAACUGGUCUUCUGUAGCAAUCUCUAUCCAUGGUACAAAAGCUUUUGUUUUCAAUUUCUCAUUAGAGGAAGAUAGAAAGUCUGAUCAUGAACAUGGAUCAUCCCACUUAGCUGGAAAAUUGUUCAUAGUUAGGCCAUGGACACUACUGAUUGAGCAAUCCAUUGCGGAAAUGAAGAAAAUUCUAGUCUGGGUAUUGAUCUACAAUGUUCCUUUACAUCUGUGGAAUAAAUUAGGUUUAAGAUCCAUUGCUUCUUUCAUUGGAAUCACGUUAUUGAUGGAUGAAUGUACCAAGAAAAAAACAAGACUCUCUUAUGCUAGAGUAUGUGCUGAGAUUAGCUAUGAUUGUCCAUACCCUAGCCUGAUUCCUCUUUGGAUUGAUGGUAGACAUGUCAUGGAUUUACCGGUGGAAUAUCAAUGGAAACCUCCUAAGUGCUCUAAUUGUUUAUCUUUUGGACACACUGCUAGCUCCUGCUCAUUAUCAGGGGCGAAGAAGAAAGUUCACUGGAAUCCCGAGAAAAACCAAAUUCAAGGAAAUAGUUUGGUCUCUGCAAAUAACCAAAAGGAGAUUGGCAAUCAAGAAAGUACUGGAGUUAGUGGAGCUGAAAUUUCAGUCCAUAACACACAUCCAAGUAAGGAGGUGUUUCAGCUUGAUAUACCUUUGCAGACAAAUGAGAAUGGCUUGGGUAAUGCGGGUGUGUCACAAAUCUCCUAA
Molecule: messenger RNA, 876 nt
Organism: Papaver somniferum (opium poppy)
Lineage: Eukaryota; Viridiplantae; Streptophyta; Magnoliopsida; Ranunculales; Papaveraceae
Exons: 2
Coding region: 1-876 (291 amino acids)
Source: RefSeq, a predicted model, not a curated record